AUGCAGCUGCCGAUUGAAGACAGUCCCAACGAGAAACCUCGAGUCCCUGGCAUUCCUUCCCUCUAUUUUCCCAUCCCGAGAAGCCCUGGCCCUAAGGUAAACGAACCUACUCAGCGAACCUCCAUCCGCUGGGACAAGAAUCUUCCUCUUCCCGACAGGAAAAGCCCUACCUCACCUGCCAGCAACAUCCCGUCAAGCCCUGAAUCACCGGAGCCUAUUCCGCAAAAGAACCGCGAUUUCAGCUACGGCAGCGACUUCGUGCUUACUCGAGAUCACGAUCGCUACUUCCUGGCAGGACAGACUGAGAAGCAAAAUUUUCAGGAGGAGGCGAAUUCCACUACAAGCAACACGCAACAGAGAGGCAGCUCGCUGCACACCGACUCCGAAAUGGCUUACUCUGACUACUCCCGUGGCCCUUCGGCUUUCGGUCGUCCCACCGCGCCUAUCACGCGCGUGUUCAACGAGGAAGUCGAUCGUGCUCAGCUCACCCAGAAUGCCUUGCAGUCAAUCCCCAAUGGAGAACAUCACACCGGACGGGAGUCCAGCAACAGCCGGUCUUCCUGGGAUGUUAGCGCUGACGACGAGUCUUCGAACGAUGGAAGUGUUUGUUCACGCGUUGCGCCGUUCACACCCAGUCCCAUCGUCGAGCAAUGGAUCCAAGAUCUCCCUACAGGUAUCAUAUUUUCACUGUCAGACUGCGCUCGCGACGACUGGGAGUACGAGUUUGGUAUCGAUCCCGAGACCGGAGAUGUGAUGGAAGAAGUCAAGCAGCCCAACACAAUGAUCGACUGCGACGAGGAGGGCAAGAUGUCUCAGAACUGGAUCCAUCGCCGUCGAGGAAUGACCAGCAAUGUACUGGUAUACAAAGAGAUUGACGUUCGUGCCAAGAUCAUGAAGCGACAGGAACAGGAGCGCAUCAAGAACCGAGCCAGAAAGACGGUCAAGCAGAUUCAAGACCAAGCCGUUGGCCGAUUGCCCCAGCCCAAGGAGGCAGAGAAGCACAAGGUGCAGCCUCUUACCGACUACACUCUCCGUCCCGCCUCACCGAGUGACGCCAAUGGCUGCGCCAAGACCUACAACCUCUCCGUCACGGCCCAGGAGCCUCUUGCCGACUCGACCAACGUCUCGACGCAGCAUUUCGAGUCCAUUCUGAGAGAGUGCUUUCAGGAGAAGCUGCCCUUCGUCGUCGCAACUCAGACGAGCGUCGACCUCCGCGAUCCCAAGAACUGGCCCUCCCGUGCUGCCCAUCGCCAGUAUAUGCAGCAGUUCCAACAUCUGCUGGAAAGCCAGCCCAAGAAUGAUAAUGCGACCAUCUGCGGAUUUGGGUUCCUUGCUCCGUAUGAGAAGGGUAUUAGCUUGACCACGGGCGCCGCUGCAGACACCGCGAAGGUGGUUGUUUUCGUUCACCCUGAUCAUCGCCGCAACGGUGUUGGCAGCGCCUUGCUCCACCGACUGCUUUCUCAGACAUCUUUGAUGUUUCACGGUCAUGCUCAGUACGAGUGGCGUGACCCCGACGCUGUCGAUGAUGGAUUCCAUCGGCCCGACUUCAAGCCUAUUCACCGCAUUGUCAUGCAUGCUAUGGUCCAAGGCAAGGACGACAAGCAUCAGUGGAUGAGCAAAUUCAUGAAGUCGUUCCAGUUUGAACCCUCUGGAAUACUCAACCAGGUCUACAAGGUCGAGAAGCCGAAUGGUAUCGACUGGUACGAUCAAGCUGUCUGGGUACACUGGGCUAAGAACGCCGGCAACGGACGCACAUUCUACGCCGAAUCUGAGUGCUCUUAUGACUACCCUGGCAAGCCUCACUCGCCCGUCAAGGUUGCGGACUCCUGCCCGCGAGUCGAGUUCCCCAACGGCCCCGACUACGAGAGUGAUGAUACAUACUAG
Colletotrichum chrysophilum is the source of this 1884-nucleotide messenger RNA. RefSeq lists its product as uncharacterized. NCBI's taxonomy places the organism in Eukaryota, Fungi, Ascomycota, Sordariomycetes, Glomerellales, Glomerellaceae. The transcript has 2 exons. Bases 1 to 1884 code for a protein of 627 amino acids. The record is from RefSeq and is a predicted model, not a curated record.